Molecule: messenger RNA, 3343 nt
Organism: Macrobrachium nipponense
Lineage: Eukaryota; Metazoa; Arthropoda; Malacostraca; Decapoda; Palaemonidae
Product: gastrula zinc finger protein xFG20-1-like
Exons: 15
Coding region: 572-3343 (923 amino acids)
Source: RefSeq, a predicted model, not a curated record
GAUCGUCAUCGUGGAAGCGAAAGAACUGAUUUUUAGGCCUGAAAAUGGGUGAAAAGGAAAAAUUUUCAUGUAAAGUCUGGGAAAAAUUCAUGGGGGACUCGGUAGUGGCAUAUUGAUUAACCGAGUAGGAGGAGGAGGACUCACAGAACUCGUCGAUGCACACGCGAGAAAGAUAUUUAUGUAAUUAAGUCGCUUUGAUCGGUUCGCUGCCUCCGUUUCGAACCUGCGAAUGAUUUAUUUGAAAAUGUCGGAGAAAUCGCCGGUGCAAACAGUUUUAUGCAUAAAUUUAUAUAUACAUUUAGCGGGGGUAAUAUACACAAAACGAGAUCAUGUUUUGCUGUUGCCGUACCAACUCCUCCGAUUUGGCAUCUUCUAAGAUGUUGGCAGCCCUGGGAUCAGCGAGCGUUUGUACACCAAAAUGACCUUAGUCGAAACCACACCAUUUGAAGCGCAUCUCAAGAACGGAACCCCUGUCGUAAACUGAGGACUGCCUGUAGUUCCUUCAUACCCAUCUUGUUCUUCCGCUUUUGGGUGCUCAUAACUCGUCAUACUUCAGUAUUGUUUUGGUACUAUGUUCAUUAAUGAAUAUAUUGGCACCACCUAUAUCACCGAUUUGAUCCUGGGCAGCCAGUUCCUUCCUGCUUUAGCAACUAUUGAUUCUAAGGACGGUGAAUUUAAGGCUCAGGUUGGCGUCCUACAAUGCAGACGCUGUGCUUCCAGUUUCAUACAGGUGAAAGAGGCUCUGUCACACUAUCGGUUACACUUAUUUGAAUCCCAUAAGCAGCAUUUUACUGUUGUAGUUGGUGGUGCAUGUCCCUUGCCAGAAUGCCCUCAUGCUGCAGACAAGAAUCCAAUUAUUCAUUUCCACUGCACAUACUGCUCCUUUACAUCCACUGAGAUUAUGGACCUUCCGUUACAUAUGGAAAAACGUCAUCUGGCAUUUUAUCGUGAAGUGAGUUUGGUGCUACGUGGUGAUGACAUCCAGCGCACAAAGGUAUAUACGUGUGGUGAAUGUGGUAAAAAAAUUCAGGGAACUGUCUCAACUGUGCAACAUUUGUUAGAUCAUGACCCUGAUAACACAAAAAUAAACAAGUGUAAACCAACAACUCUUGUGAAUGGUGGUGAACAUAAAACUGAAGAGCAAUUCCUCCAUAAUGGUGUUAGUAAAACUGAAAUUAAUAAUAUCAAUAGAAGUGUUUUACAAGGUAGUUUGAAAGGAUUGCAGAAUGGAACUGAUGAAGUGAGAACUGAAGGUGGAAGCAACGAUAAAUUAAAGUUUAUAGUUGAUGGGAAAUUAUUUAAAAUCAAUCACAUGCCUGAAAAUGUGCAAAUCCCUCUAGUUAGUAUAGUCAGUUCAGGAGAAAACACAAAUACAAGACAAGAGAUGAAUACUGUUAGUGUUGCGGGACUCCCAAAUGCCAGUCUGGUCACUGCCAGACAGGUUAAUGUCAGACAAGAUGCAGACACUCAGCCAAAUGUAAAUAAUACAAAUAUUAGUGCUGAAGUUUCUCACAGUGAAAAACACAUGAGUCCAGUAGAAAAUGGAAAUGAUGUGGAAAGUGGAAAUUCAGAUGAAAAGCCUUCCUCUUCUUAUAAUCAUGUGGAGGAGGUGGUUGAAAUUAACCCAUUGGACUUACUAACAACAGUGUUAGAAGAGGACCAGAAGAGUGAAAAUCCUGUGUUACCAGCUGAACACUUCUUGUUAAGUCUUCCAAAUACCUCACACUUCCUCGAGAAUGAUGGAGGUGGUCAGGAUGACUCAGCAGAUGGCUACCAAGAAAGCCAGGAGAAUGAUGACGAGGGGAGCAACGAUGGCAGUGACAUUCCUAGUGAUAUUUUACUGGACCAUCCAGGUGUCUUUCAGUGCAAUAGAUGCAAUGAAGCAUUCAAAUACCAAUACCUUUUGGUGUCACAUAAAAGGCAGGUCCACCAGGGGCAGAAUGCACUGUUUCAGUGCCAAGUAUGCAAUAUGGAAUUUAGUGGUUUGCAAGAACUGAAGCGGCACAUGAUGACCCACUCAGGAGCUAGUAUGUAUACCUGUCAUUUGUGUGGCCAAGGUUUCUCAGAUCGUCCUUCUCUCAAAGCACAUAUCGUUACUCAUGGAGGGUCUGCAGAGAGGUCAAACAAAUGUGAGACCUGUAAUGUAGAAUUUGUAUCAAAGUCAGAAUUGACUCGACAUAUCGUCAAGUAUCAGGGAACAUGUAAUCCUAAUAAAAGCGCUGAGGGAGUCCGUUGUGCAACCUGUGGGGAGGAUUUGGCUAAUCUGGAAGCACUCAAGGAGCAUAGACGUACAGCACAUCCUACGCCAGACCUCAAUGCGGGGUCUGGUAAGAAAGGAUUUGAAUGUGACUACUGUGGUAAAACUUUCAACUGCCGAUCCAAUCUUCGAGAUCAUUUAGUGGUCCACACAGGAGAAAAACCAUAUCCUUGUGACAUAUGUGGAAAGUCUUUCAGUUUCAUUCAUAAUAUGAAGACCCAUAGGCUCACUCACAACGAAGGCCGUAACGAAGUUUGUCCAUAUUGUGACAAAGCUUACAAGAGCAAAAUAUCCCUCUAUUAUCAUAUGAAGAAAGGCAAUUGUCGAGGCCUUUCUACAAAAGAGGUACCAGAAGGGUACCAUCGUUGUACAGACUGCCUACAAAUGUUUGCAAGUGAAGAUAGAUUUAAGUGUCACAAAGAGAAGAACAUCUGCCAAGUUUCUCACAGAUGUCAGCACUGCGGGCUUCGAUGCUCUUCAGAAACACGUCUUAAAAACCACCUGCAAAAGGGCCUUUGCAUAAAGAAGGAAUCGCCAUCAUCACCAACCUCAACAGUGCUAGAAAGCGGAGGUCAGCAGGGAAAGAACAUGAAAAGGUCAGUGAAGAAAUUGUGUGUGACAGAUGCAAUUACACAAAAGACUGUUGUUGUACCUUCUCCUGCAGCCAUUGUGGAAAACGUGUAUUUUCCAUUAUGGCGUAUACUUUGCACUCAGAGAGAAAACCUGUCCCAGGUCCUUAAGCAACGUCGUGAACGCAUCAGAAUGGCAAUCAUGGAAAAGAGGCGACGUAAGGAAGGUCUCUUGUCAGAAAGCAAAGAGAUUCCUGAAUUGCCAGAAGCUCCAUAUGAAUUCCAAGAUGGAGAUGAUGAUAGUAAUUCUGGAAGCUUGACAGAUUUAUCUACGUUUUCACCUCGCCAAAACAUAUACCAACAGUUACUGAUGCUACCGAUGAAUAACAGCAAUUUAGCCAAGAGACAAGAAAACCCAGAGUCAAGGUUUCAUCUUCAGGUGUUAAGGUUGCAGUUGUCAUCUGUUUUAUGUGACUGUUUUAAGAGGGACAAUCUUUUGCAAGACACGGCAGCAUAG